Gadus morhua (Atlantic cod) is the source of this 2887-nucleotide messenger RNA. It is a transcript of the gene znf703, whose product is annotated as zinc finger protein 703. The record is from RefSeq and is a predicted model, not a curated record. Gene Ontology annotation, cellular component: nucleus. Bases 643 to 2214 code for a protein of 523 amino acids. Gene Ontology annotation, biological process: negative regulation of DNA-templated transcription. The transcript is spliced from 2 exons. Lineage: Eukaryota; Metazoa; Chordata; Actinopteri; Gadiformes; Gadidae.
GAGACCUCACUCCCGCAGUGAGCUUGCGAAGUGAAGGUAGAUUCGGCGCGGCGGGCGAAGCAGUGGGAUCUGUUCUUUCUCCCGGUCACUCGGAUUCAGCAAAGUGGACUGUGGGCGGAUUCAACGUCGUAUAGAACUGGAUUUGUGCUUUUUGUUUCGUGGUUAGCAGUUACUGAAGAAGCCUAUACUUUAUUGUUAGACGAGACCUUAACCUGGGAUUACAAGUGGAUUGUGCGCCUUGAGGAAUGAGGAGAUGCUUUGACCACAGCAGCGCACCAGGAGGAACUACCCGGCGCGUCGGACGCCCACCGCGCCAAGGGAAAAAUAUGGUUUGGUGUUUCUGCGGAGGUCAACACCAUAUUACUAUAAGGGGCGCUCAACUUUAGAUUUCAUUCCGAAACUAUAGACGACCAAUCUCCUGAAAGCUGUCUGCCAUCUCCAAUAAACGAUGUGUAUGUAGUGUCCGUUGGACACCAACAGGCCCACGCCACCCGACCGAGUCCUUAGAUACAUAAAGAAAAGGUUUUGGUGCCGCCAGACCUGCUCGUUGACACCUCGGACCCAACUCCUGGGUUGCACCGCAACAGCGCCUGCUCCUCUAGAACAACGCCUGCUCCUCCAGAACAGCGACUGCUCCUCAAGAUGUUGACGGCUCACUCAGGACAUUUCCUCCACCCCGACUACCUGCAGCCGCUCACCUCCGCGCCCGUCAGCAUCGAGCUGGACGCCAAGAAGAGCCCGCUGGCCCUGCUGGCGCAGACCUGCUCCCAGAUCGGGAAGUCGGACCCCCCGUCUGCGUCCAAGGCCAGCUCCAUGUCCUCCAGCGGCCAGGGGGACAAGGACCCCCCCAGCCGCCCGGCGCCGCCGAGCUCAGGCCCACGACACGGCGAAUCAGGCUUCAAGCCCUACCACAAGGCGGGCGGGGAAGGGCGCAGGGACGGGUCGACCCGGACCCUCGCCCCGGGGGUUGCCGGGGACAACAGGGGGAGCGGCCAUAGCGGUAACCAGCAGGCCUUCCCUGCCCACCCACCGGUCUCCCCGACCUCCGCACCCCCCGGAAGCACACAGCAGCACCCUCCACCCCCGCCUCCGCCCCCGCUCCUCAAACACAACCCCCCCCCCGCCGUCGGACCCCCGGCCGCUGACGGAGACGCGUGUCUGGAGCGGGCCAGUCCCGGCAGCACCGCCGGCGCCCCCCACGGCGGAGGCCAGCUCAAGAAGGACGCCAACGACGGUAAGUUGCCGCGCUUGAGCAGCCCCCACCUGGCCAACUCCAGCCACGCCCGGGCCAGCACCAACUCCAGCAACGGCAGCUCGGACGGCGGCUCCCACGCGCAGGAAGGAAGCAAGUGCGACCCUCAGGCCACGCAGGCCGGCCUCGCCCCGGGACACGCCACCCCCAUCUCCCCCUACAAGACCGGCCACCCCCUGUUCCCCCUGCCGUCCGGCGCCAUGGCCUACCACGGCUCCGGCAUGGGGGCCUACCCCGGCUUCCCGUCCCAGUUCGUCCAGGGCUUGGACCAGUCCAAGGCCAAGCACCCAAGCUCCAGUCCGCUCAGCGGGGCCUCCCCUCCGUCGCUGAUGCAGGGCCUGUGUCGGGACCCGUACUGCCUGAGCUACCCCAACGCGCCGCAUCUCGGGGGGGGCAACCCCUGCCUCCACCCGGACCCUUCCUCCGGCCUCAAGUCCCCCGGGUACCCUCUCAUCUACCCCUCCCACCCGCUGCACUCGCUCCACUCCAACAGCCUGUCGUCCAGCGCCUCCUCCUCCUACUCCCAUCCCCUCUACACGUACGGCUUCAUGCUCCCCAACGACCACUUGCCGCACGCCUGCAACUGGGUCUCCGCGGCGGGCCCGUGUGACAAGCGCUUCCCCACCUCGGACGAGCUGCUGGCUCACCUGCGCUCUCACACGGCCCUCCACGGAGGCAUGGACCCUAAGCUGAUGUCCGCCAUCUCCUCGUCUGGGCCGACCCCGUGCCACAUGCACCCCUCCUACCAGAGCAGUGUGGCCUCCAUGCCCAGCUCCUACUCCCUGCGGCCGCCGCCCAGUCUGGGCAUGGCGCGCUACCACCCCUACAGUAAGGUCCAUCACCUGGCCCCCGGCCAGACCUCCAUGGCCCUGCCCACCAUGCCCAGCCCGGGGCCCUACUACCCUACGUACGCUCUCUACAGCCAGCGGCUGGGCUGUGGCUCUGCACUGGGCUACCCGUGAGACACGCGCAGGCACAGCAGACCGGCCCCCUGAUGGGGUUGCUGGCCAUCCGGACUGCUUUGAGUACUUUUCGUGUCGUGUCGCCACUGGACUUCAAACUCAACGGGUUGAAAGAUGAGUUUCAUUGCUUUGGAAUCUCCUUCAGUUGUUAUUUGUACAUGUGGUGGAUUCUCAGGGGUGUGGUGACCAGUGGAUAGGCACGGUGCCUGGAUCCGCUUCCCUUCUGAGUAAACGGGGAGAGUUGUGUUUGUAUCCUGCAAGUCAAGGAUUCAUGAAUGCAACCAAAUGUUUUGAUUUGAAGAAAUGUCCGCAUCACGGCAGCCCUCAGCAGGCCUUGGGAGUGGCUGAAGCCCAGGCAGCAAGCCUUUUCCUUUCCAGGAGUCCAGUAGUGUACUGGGGAGAUUCAUGCAGGCCUCAUCCUGCAGAGUCCAUAUGUCAUUGGUUGGUUUCAUCUAUCAGUGUACAUUUCUUUGUUACAUUUUUAUUUUUCUGCUGAGAAAUUGUAUUUAUUAUGAUUUGCGCACUUUUUUCAUGAGUUUAUCACUAAGUUCUCAGUUUAAAAUUCUAUAAACGGUCAAAAGCUGCACAUGGUGGGGCAGAAUUCUCCCUCUGGACUCUUCUGUUUGUCAAUUUUUAUCUGUAUAGCAAAUUAUUAAAAAAAUACAUUAGUAAA